Molecule: messenger RNA, 4293 nt
Organism: Corchorus capsularis
Lineage: Eukaryota; Viridiplantae; Streptophyta; Magnoliopsida; Malvales; Malvaceae
Source: the annotation of a GenBank genome assembly
AUGGUGGGGGAAAGGCUCAAAAAAAGAAGUCUUUGGAACGAAUUGCCUCCACGUCUCAUCCAGUUGAUGAGGAGUUUCCUCCGGGAGAGGAGGAAUAUUCUUCUGAUGAUGUGCCCCCUUCCACUUGAGAAUAUUUCUGAACAACCUUCACCUCAGCCUCAGACUGCUGGGUUGGGACAACAACCUGGAAUGUUCCAUGAUGUGCCUAGGCGACGACGAAAUGCCGGACCAUCAAGCCAAGCUGUCUACCCACCUCAAUAUGGGUAUCCUUAUGGCUAUCAACAUUACUCACCUUUCCAGUUCACGCCUCAGAAUGCACCUCCACCCCCACCAAAUACAUCACAAGUAGUCCCGCCUCAGCAUAUGCAUCCUUCAGCACCUUUUCAACCAACAAGAGCUACUACAGUAACUACUUCAGGGAGGAGUAGGGAUUUAGCAAAAAAGUUGAAAGAUGCAAAAACCAUGGGCUGUAAAGAUUUUUCGGGAGAGAAUGAUGAUGUUGAACCCAUAGAUUGGGUUGAAUACAUAAACAAAACCUUGACAGAUCUGGAGUGUACUGAUUCGGAAAAGCUAAAGAUAGCCACUCGAUUAUUGAUUAAAAGUGCUAAAGUUUGGUGGGAUAAUGUUGAAGUUCGAUAUCUAGAGGGAGUAACUUGGGCAGAUUUCUUAAAGGAAUUUGUUCAAGAAUAUUACCCAAAGGAAGAACGUGAUGACAAGUUGGCACAGUUUUACAGUUUGGAACAAGGUGAUAUGACCGUAAAAGAAUAUAAGGCAGAAUUGAGGAAACUAUUUAGACAUCUACCUCCAGAGUCUAGGAGGGACAUUCAACUAUCUGCUAAAUUCAGUCAGGGGUUGCAAUUGGAUAUUCGGGAGAGAAUGACAGUGACUCCUAGUCAAACGUACAAGGAUAAGGUUAUGUCAGCUGUUAGAGCAGAGAAACUGAUUUUAGAGAGGAGUUUGUCCAGUGGUGGGAAGUUUUGGGGAAAAAGAAAGACAGAUUCCUCAUCUGAUCAAUCAUCGAAGAAAAGUAAGAGUACAGCAUCAUCAGGUGGUAACUCUUAUGCUAGUUCGGUGGGUUCUCCUAGGAAGCCCCAACCAUCUAGAUUUGGAAAAUCCAAGACAUCCAUAAGUUCAACAAUUAAAGGUCAACAUAGGGAAGGAAGCCAAACGACUCAAUAUCGCUUUACUCCCCGAAAUAAUCAGAGGGCCAUACAGGCGCAGGCUUCCACUGCUACUACUUCUGGGAGCGGAGCAGGGGGAAAUACGACUCUUCAAAACUCUAGCAAACCUGUGACACGAGCUCAGUCGAGGCUUUAUUCCAUGACUCAAGAGGAAGCCGCAACAAGACCGGAAGUAAUUACAGGUACGUUGACUAUUUUUGGGCGUGAUGCAUAUGUACUGAUUGAUUCCGGGUCGGAAAGAUCAUUUAUUAGCAAUGCCUUUGCGGGUUACUCUGAUAGGGAUUUGUCACCGUUGGAUUGUGACUUAGUUGUGCAUACUUCGUUAGGAGAGGAAAUUUUCAAAAAUGUGGUGUUUAAAGAUUGCCCAAUAGUUGUUGGUAGGGCAAUCUUGUACGCCAAUCUAAUUCCUCUUGAGUUGAAGGAUUUUGAUGCCAUCUUAGGAAUGGAUUGGUUGGAGAAGCAUUAUGCUAAUGUUGACUGCCAUACUAAGGUGGUACAAUUCAGAAGGCCUAGGAAAAGAAUGGUGCAAUUUGUUGGUGAACGCCGAGUGUUGCCAUCUUGUGUCAUCUCAGCAAUUGAAACACGUAAGCUACUAUCUAAAGGCUGUCCAGCUUACUUAGCACAUAUAAUUGACACCACAACACCUACACCAAUUAUAGAACAUAUCCCGAUUGUAAAUGAGUUUCCGGAUAUUUUCCCGGAAGAGUUGCCGGGGUUGCCACCAGAAAGGGAGUUUGACUUUACUAUUGAUCUGCAUCCGGGAACGGAUCCUAUCUCUAUCACUCCAUACCGGAUGGCCCCGACCGAACUCAAGGAACUGAAGACACAAUUACAGGAGCUCUUGGAUAAAGGAUUCAUCCGGCCGAGUGUGUCUCCUUGGGGUGCACCAGUUUUGUUUGUAAAGAAGAAGGACAGAUCCUUGAGAUUGUGUAUUGAUUACCGACAACUAAACCGGGUCACCGGUAAAAAUCGGUAUCCGUUGCCUCGUAUUGAUGAUUUAUUUGAUCAAUUGCAAGUCAUGCCGUUUGGUUUGACAAAUGCACCAGCAGCAUUUAUGGAUUUAAUGAACAGAGUGUUUCAUCUAUACCAUGACAAGUUUGUCAUUGUCUUCAUCGAUGAUAUCCUUGUAUAUUCUCGGAAUGAGAACGAGCAUGCAAACCACCUUCGAAUUGUUCUCCAAACACUUCGAGAGCAUGAAUUGUAUGCCAAAUUGUCAAAAUGUGAAUUUUGGCUCCAAGAAGUUGGAUUUUUGGGUCAUGUUGUGUCGAGGGAUGGAAUAUAUGUAGAUUCCGGCAAAGUAGAGGCUAUUUUAAAUUGGGAACGUCCGAAGACUGUUACUGAAAUUCGGAGUUUCCUUAGAUUGGCAGGAUAUUAUCGAAGAUUUGUGGAAGAUUUUUCUCUGAUAGCUGCACCGCUCACUCGUUUGACGAGAAAGGGGGUAAGGUUCGUGUGGGAUGAAAGAUUGAUGCCUCCCAACAAAGGGUUAGGGUGUGUUUUGAUGCAAGAUGGUAAGGUUGUUGCUAAUGCUUCUAGACAGUUAAAGAAGCAUGAAGAAAAUUACCCAACACAUGAUUUGGAAUUAGCAGCAGUGGUCUUUGCAUUAAAAAUAUGGAGACAUUAUCUCUACGGAGAAACGUGUCGAAUCUUCACAGACCACAAGAGUCUGAAGUACAUCAUGACUCAGUCUGAGUUGAACUUGAGACAAAGAAGGUGGUUAGAGCUAAUUAAAGAUUAUGAUUUGAUAAUUGAUUAUCAUCCCGGGAAAGCAAAUGUUGUAGCGGAUGCUCUCAGUCGUAAAGCCUCAAACUCUAGUGCAUUAGCAGCAAUCAAAGUCUCUUAUUUUCCACAAUUGAUCGGAAUUCGAUCUUUGGGAGUUACUUUGGAAAUUGAACACAAUUCUGCAGCUUUAAUAGCACGAUUUGAAGUGAGACCCACUUUGACAGACAAAAUUAAAGAACGACAGCAAAAUGAUGAUAAGUUGAUGGAAGAGUUCAGAAAGUUGUGGAGUGGUGAAGCUACUGAGUAUAGAAUCAGGAAUGAUGGGAUUCUGCUUUUCAAGGAAAGAAUUUGUAUUCCUAAAGAUGAUGUGAUUCGAAAAGCAAUUUUGGAGGAAGCCCACUCUUCUGCUUUUGCUAUGCAUCCUGGUAGUACGAAGAUGUACCAGACUAUCAAGGAAAGUUAUUGGUGGCCGGGAAUGAAGAGGGAAAUUGCCGAGUUCGUGGCAAGGUGUUUGAUUUGUCAGCAAGUGAAGGCAGAACAUCAGAAACCUACUGGAACCUUACAACCAUUACCAAUUCCGCAAUGGAAGUGGGAACAUAUCACCAUGGAUUUUGUUGUGGGAUUACCCCGUACACAAGCUGGUAACAAUGUGAUUUGGGUGAUUGUUGAUAGACUUACUAAAGCAGCACAUUUCUUGCCGAUCCGAAAUGGCUGGACACUUGAGCACUUGGCCAAGUUUUGGGAUGUGCAUUUGCCCUUGAUUGAAUUUGCCUACAAUAAUAGUUACCAUGCUAGCAUUGGCAUGCCUCCUUAUGAAGUAUUGUAUGGUCGAAAAUGCAGGACCCCAUUAUGCUGGGAUGAAGUGGGUGAAAGACAACUACUUGGUAGGGAGCUAGUUGAAAUUACUGCUGGCAAAGUUAAGAUCAUCAGAGAUCAUUUAAAAGUAGCUCAAGAUCGACAAAAGAGCUAUGCUGAUAUCCGAAGAAAGGAGUUGGAGUUCGAGAUUGGAGAUAAGGUAUUCUUAAAAGUCGCUCCGUGGAAGGGAGUCAUUAGAUUCCGCAAAGCUGGGAAACUGAAUCCUCGAUACAUUGGACCAUUCAUCAUCACUCAACAAAUUGGCCCAGUAGCUUACCGAUUGGAUCUAUCUUCAGAACUGGAACGUAUUCAUGAUGUGUUUCAUAUAUCUAUGUUAAAGAAGUACGUUCCUGAUGAUUCGCAUAUUCUUGAAGCUCCACCGAUUGAAUUAAAGGAGAAUAUGAGUUUUGAAGUGCAACCUAUUGAAAUAUUAGACAGGCAAAUAAGGUUUUUGAGAAACAAACAAAUUCCUCUAGUUAAAGUGUUAUGGCAAAGUGGUGAAAUAGAGGAAAUGACUUGGGAAACCGAAGAAGCAUAG